AUGUCUAUUUGCAAAGCUGGUUGGUGCCAAAAAGAAGGAGGACGAAUUAAGACAAUUAAAAAGAGAUGGUUUGUCCUCCAAGCAGACGCUUUAACAUACUAUACAAAAGACGACGGAAAGGAAAAAGGUAAAAUUCAAUUUACCCCUGAAUCUGAAGUUCAAAGCGAUAUCAAUUACAAGAAACAGCCUUGCUUUACUUUGAAAGCUAGGAAUAAUGAUCGAAUUUACAGAAUAUUCCCUGAUACAGAGGACGAACGAGAUGCAUGGGUUUCCGAAAUUCAGCAGUGCAUAGGUAAAAUAUUAAUGAAUCAAAGCGACCUUUCAUUCCCAGAAAAUUCUUUAACACGCUCAGCGAUUCGUAAAAUGAGAGCUAACCAACGAUUAAAUUCGCCGGUCCAAGAUUAA
Molecule: messenger RNA, 405 nt
Organism: Trichomonas vaginalis G3
Lineage: Eukaryota; Parabasalia; Trichomonadida; Trichomonadidae
Product: spectrin binding
Exons: 1
Coding region: 1-405 (134 amino acids)
Source: RefSeq, a predicted model, not a curated record